Messenger RNA from Prorocentrum cordatum, 5543 nucleotides. The record is from the annotation of a GenBank genome assembly. Lineage: Eukaryota; Dinophyceae; Prorocentrales; Prorocentraceae.
AUGCCUGAGGAUUCCGACGAGGAUGCGCAUCCUCCAGUGUUCAAGAGGCCCGCCGUGGCUCCAGUUGAAGCAGCGCCUGCGCAUCCCACGGCAACAAAAUCUUCACCGCCCGCGCCGCCCCCAUCAUUGGCUCCGAAGUCAGAGAAGGAGACGGCCAAAACGUUCCAGUUGCUCCUGGCCAAACAAGAGAAGAAGCCAUCUGACCACCAGGAACAGGCGCUUGCAGAGACCGAUCGGGAGGUUGCGACAGCUGAUCCCAGAGCGGUGAAGAGCUUCGAUAACUCGCUCCGCUACCAUGCCACGAACCACAGGAAGGGUACCCCCGAAGAGUCCCGCGCUAACGCGCAGAAGGCCUUAGACUUAUGGUUGGCAAUGCCUGGCGGGAGCAGCGACAGACAAAGUUUCAUCGCUGAUUUCAACGGCAUCCGCGCGAACGUCUUCGCCGUGGAUCAGGCGCAACGGCUGCGCGCCAGCGAUGCGUGCAUUCGCUUGAUGGCGAGAACACGCUGUGUCAUCGACGAAGCGGGGCCGUUCUUGUCGCAUCGCUACUACAGGGGCACGACGAAGACCAUGACCAGCGCCGACGAGAGGGGAAAACAAAAACACAUGUUGAGCUCGGUUUCCGCCCUCAAGAAGAUCACCGAUGCCCCUGGGAACGCAUCUUCUUCUUCGCGUGGCGCGAUCGUGGAGUCAGUGGCCAUCGAGACAAUGAAACAGGAGCUGCGCCCCCUGAAAGCGAAAGCUUCGAUGCUGCGCAAGAAGGGCGGCCAUUGCGAGCAGCGCGAGACCGAGAUUGCCAUGGCGCAGGAACUCCUGGCAAGACUUCUCGAGGAAACGGAGAUUUUGCUCGCAGAGGCUGCGUCCGUGGAUGCUUCGGAUGACGACGACGCCGCGCUGAAGAUCACCGAGCGGCUGCAGAGUGCGAAGAAGGAGGGUGAGCAGCACAUUGCGGGCUUCGAGGAGGGGAAAAAGCGCAAGAACAUCGCCAGAUAUUUGAAGAGGAAUUUCCUGAAGGCGUGCAAGUGGCCGCCGACGUACAUGGCCAAGGUUGGCGACGCGCGGGGGGGCCCGCCGUGGCGGAGGACGCAGCUGCCCAAAUCUGAAUUUAUCCUUCGGAACAUGCGCAACGGGCGCGUGCCGUCGCCGUUGUUGUCGGCGCCCUGCGUGGAUGACCUUUCCUUGUUUCGAGUGGAUUGGUUGCGUUGUGUGGACCAGGGCGUUGCUUUGGAUUGGUUCGGACCAGUGAUGUGGUUCCUUCUAAGUGACAGUAAAUACUAUGGCGGCGGGAAUCGGGCCGAACGCCUCAACAGGAUGUGGUCGUCCAUCCAAGCCUAUUGCGACAGGAACAAGACGGGCGACAGGCCCCGCAAGCGGACGCUCUUGCUGAUCAAAAAGGCAAGCCGCAGGAGCGCACCGGAACUAAAGGCCGUGGCGGGCGCGCGCAGGGCUCUGGAGGGUUGGGUGUGGGAGGAAUGCAACAGACUGUUCAGCGGCGGCAGCGAACUGGGGCAGACAAAUCUCGCAGCGACGAACCACCUCCAUAAUUGUUACGAGGCCUUGCGGACAAUUGUUAUUUUCAGGAGAGACACCAUGGCGACGAACGGCAAACGCUUCGUGCUCCUGUACGACGCACUCGCACAGCGACACCCUGCAUUCUUCAGGUGCAAGCCCAAACUCCAUCUUUUCGUGCACCUCACCCAGGAAUCUGACCCGAAAGCUACUUGGACUUACCGCGGCGAGGAUUUUGGAGGGACCGUCAGCAGGAUCUCACGGAGGCGUGGCGCCCCGAUGACCACAAAGGCCUUCUCUGCCAAUGUUAUGGACAGGUUGGACAUCGGCUACAGGAUAGGUCUGGCUGGCGAGGUGGCUCGGCGUCUCGUCGAGCUCGGGCGCGCGUGCCGCGGCGGUGCCGCGGCGCUGGUGAGCAGCUGGAGCGAUGCCGACUGGGUCAGUCGGCGGUUCGCAGGUCGCAUCCUGCGCGUGUCCGCGCUCACUGGCGGCGAGAGCCCUGCGAUGCCCGCGUGCGAUGGAAGUUCCUGCACCGUGGGCGACUACCGGGUGCAGGCGCUAUCCCCCAUCCUGCUCCGCGUGGAGCCGAAGGGCCCCAACGGCUUCGAGGACCGCACCACCUUCAUGGUGGUGAACCGCGGCGGCUUCGAGGGGCUCGAGCUGAAGCCAGACAAGAAAGGGCUGAUGAAGACCGACCACUACAGCGUUCAGGUCUCAGACGGGGCGGUCCUGGUGUGGGAUGCCGACGGCAACGAGUUGUACAACUCCGAGGCGUACCCUGCCUGGAACAAGCUGCACUGGCCAUCGCCUCAAUCGAGUGCUGGCUACGCGAUCAUGGACCACCCUCGGUUCUUUAUGCCCGAUUGGAAGGGCGUCGAGGGUUGGAGCGCUGCACGCCAGGAGUUCUUCAAAUUGUCGGGACCGGUUCCUCUCCUUCCCGACUGGGGCUUCGGCACGUGGUUCACGUGGUGGAACUUCUACACGGAGGACGCGGCGAAGUCGGAGGUCCAGCGCUGGAUCGACGACAAGGUGCCGCUCGAUGUCUGGGGACUUGACAUGAACUGGCGCCUGAUAGAGAAUGAUGCUGAUCGGCAGUAUGAUCAGCCCAAUGGCUCCGCUUUCCCGGACUACGAAGAGUGGUUCCGCUGGCUCGACGAGCGUGGCGUCCACACCUACUUUAACGACCACCCGUGGCAGGUGGCCCCCCAGACGACGCCCGACGAGGUGAACUUCCGCUGGAAUGGUCUGACCUCGUGGAUGGGAAAAGGGCUCUCGUUCUGGUGGUUUGACCACAACUGGAAAUUUUCGAUUCCGCCUCCGAACGCCGAUCCUCCCGCUGUCUCUGGGGUAACUGCAAAUUCGGAGUGGGAGGGCCUCACCACCUCUUGCUGGGGGUCGCACGUGUACUACACAAUCGCAGAGCAGUAUAACAAAAAUAACCGUCCAGACGACAAGUUCCAUGGCGGGCGCCCCAUUAUUCUGUCAAUGCAGGCUCCGCACAAUGAGAUCAGUGGGUACAAUAUCGCCGGAAACCCUCUCGUCGAAGGCGCCAUAGCGGCGCCUCUCGAUCCAAUGCUGAUGGCCGAGCACCCUGCACACCACCGCUACCCUGUUUGGUGGAACGGCGACUUCGCAACCAUGAACAACAAUCUGGAGGCGAUGGUGGACGGAGGAGUCCACGACCUCAAGCCCUACGUUCAUCCCGACUGUGGCGGCGACGGCUGGUUCACCACGGCGGUCGAGCUUCUGCGCCAGACCCAGAUGUGCGCGUUCGGCACGAUCCUGCGCUUCCACGGGGGACCUCACCAGCCGUGGAUCUACGGGGACUGGUGGGAGGGCGUCGUGCGCCACUACAUCGUGUACCGCUACAUGUUCAUGCCGAUGAUCAUCGCCGGUGGCCAGCGGGCCACCCAGACGGGCUUCCCGUUUGUGGCGCGGUGCGACCUUUACUGGCCAGAACACUGGGAGUCCAGCCAGUCCAACCACCAGUUCAUGUUCCUUGACGACAUCCUUGUUGCGCCCAUUUUUGAUUCCAGCGCCGAAACCGUUACGAGGGAUGUUUGGAUUCCGCCAGGUGCGUGGCAGGAUGCUUGGAGUGGGGAAAUCGUGUAUGGGCCAGCGGAUCAGAGCGUUGAGCAGCCAAUGGAGCGGUUACCAAUGUGGAUCAGGGUGGAUGGCGGCAUGCUCAUUUGGACUGACAAGCCAGGUCUCACCGUCGCAGACGGCGAUUGGUCAACCCUGGUUGUUGAGGUCUGGCCUUGCCCGCGGGCUCACAAGACGUCGCGGACGAUUUACGAGCGCAGUACCGAAGAAUAUCCGCCAAGCCAGGACGUCACAUUGUCCACAAGUGGUAAGGGUACAGCGACUAUCGAAAUGACCAAGUCCGAUGUCGAGCGUGCCUGGGUGGUCCGUGUGAACUUGCUUGUUGGCCAGAUCGUUGUCAACGCGAGCGUUGACGGCAAGCCAGCAGAGACCAAGUUGUACGAGCCUAACCCGAAUGACGAUGGCCUCAUGAAUGACGACGGUGGCUAUUGGCCGUUUGGGGGCGAGGGAAGUGCACCCGCAUCGAAGGCUGGGAACGUUGUAGAACUCAAGAUGCCGGCAGGCACCAGCGAACGCAAGGUGGAGAUUGUCAUUGGUGAUGCAGCGAAGCCGACGACCAAGCCGAAGCCGACGACCAAGCCGAAGUCAAAACCGAAAUCUAAGCGGCAGGAGGGCAACAAGAGUGCGAAGCCGAAGGCCAUGGCGGCACCCGAGCACGGAAAGAGGGCGAACACGAAGACGAGGCCGGCCUCGAAGCACGGGCAGAAGUCGAAAAUGGAGACGAUGCCCGCCUCAAACAAGACUCCGCCGGUGAUCAUUGCCUCGCAGCUCCCGGAUCGGGGGGGCCGCGCCGCAGCUGUCCCGGCAGGGCACGGCGGCGGCGGCGGCCGCGGCGGGCACCGGCGGGUGCCUGCUUGCCGCGCUGGCGCUCGCCGGUGUGGCCGCGCGCUCGGUGCGCUGGCGCGUGCGGGGCGGGCCGGAGCAGGCGCUCGCGCCGUCGAGUGGGGAGGCAGCCGAGCCGCUGGUCGAGCACGGGCGCGUCGAGGAGGCGUGAGGCGCGCGCGUUUCUCGCCCGCGGAGGCCUGGUCCACGCCUGGAUCUGGGUCUCUCAGAUGGGGCGCUCCAACAAUCAUGGAGAACAAAGGGUUAAUCUGCUCCGACCCCAUCUGCUCUGAUGUCUCGGCGAUGCGGCGAGAUCCUCCGGCCCCAGCUGGGCCGACCGCAUCGGGGAGGCCUCUGCAGGAGCAGCUGCACCGGCGGGCGCCUCCGCAGGAGCAGCCGCGCGGCGUGGGACGGAAGGCAAGCAUGCAGGGGCAGCACUCGAGGCUCUGAGAUGUUUCCCAUCACAGCAUCAGCUGCAUUUAGACCAUGAGGCCACAGCCUCUCGGGGAUUGCCUGCCAGCCUUGGGCUUUGUUGGGCGGCGGCCCUGGACAGCUUUGCCCGCCGCGUGGCCGCCUUGCCCUGCAAGCUCCGAAGCCCCAGAAGGGGCUCCAAGACCUGGAAAUUCGAAGUUGUGGCCAAUGCUAAUUUGCGCCCGCCUAGACUGUAAGGGUAGGGCUCACGGGCCAAAACCGCUGGGCUUCUCGACUCCCCGGCGACCUCUCCGGCGAGGCCGGCCCAGCGACCCAGAGACCCUGGCGAUCAGACGCGGUGUUCAAGCCGGCGGCCGCGGCGGCGGCGGGUCAGCUGCCGCCCCGCGGCGCGCGGUGCGUCUCGCCAGCAGAGGCUGAGAGCGCGCGCAAUCGCAGGCUUACAUGCGUACGGGGCGGCACCGUGCAAAGCUACGCGCGUGCGUCUGCCCAUCAAUAGUUUGUCUCCGCUCCUGGGGCAUUUUUUCUCGCUUCCGGGUCCAAAGGGUCCAAUGGUGGCUUGGUGGAAUUCUAAUUCUUAGAUCGAAGGCACUCCAGAACGCCUCUUCCGAUCCGAGCAAGAGGAGGAGCGUGUUCGAAGAGUCUGUAUGGAAAAAGAAGAAUGAUGCGAAUAGAAGAAA